AUGGUUCAAUCAGUCCUCUCGUCUGCCUUCUUGAUGACUCCCUCUCCCUUGCCCUCUCGAUUCCUUCCCUUGCCUCUGUGGCGCACUCCGUGCUGUACGCCAGACCGCCGCCUCCCCUUUUGCUUCUGCGCUGGUCCUGUCCCGCCUCGCUUCGUAGGUCCUCCGCACUCAUCCGUGCUCCUGCUCGCCCCCACUGCCGCUCUGGCGAGCAAUGCGCCCUCGCCCAUCCUUCCCUUAGCGUUCCGCACUGCCAGUGCCUCUCAGGCGGUGGGGAUCUCUCGUCCCUUCUUCCUCCAUGCCCGCGGUGACUUUCUUGCAGAUGCCACUCCUCCUCCCAUCUCCCUCCCUGCUUAUGCUGCAGAUCUGGCGAACGUGCCUCGCCCCUUGCCCUUCCCUCGUUGUGCCGAUGCGGAUCAGGCGAGCCACACUCGCCAGUCCGUCUUCUAUCUCAUUGCCAAUGCUCAUCAGGCGAGCGCGCCCCGCCUCCCUGCCUCCCAUCAUGGUGCCGACGCGGAGCAGGCGAGCGCGGCCCUCCGUUCCACCCUCCUCCGCGCUGCCGACGCGGAUCAGGCGAGCACGACCCUCCGUUCCGCACUCCUCCGCGUUGCUGACGCGGAUCAGACAAGCGUGACCCUCCGUUCCGCCCUCCUCCGCGCUGCCGACGCGGAUCAGGCGAGCGCGACCCUCCGUUCCGCCCUCCUCCGCGCUGCCGACACGGAUCAGGCGAGCGCGACCCUCCGUUCCACCCUCCUCCGCGCUGCUGACGCGGAUCAGGCGAGCGCGACCCUCCGUUCCGCCCUCCUCCGCGCUGCCGACGCGGAUCAGGUGAGAACUCGUCCCUGGGCACUUCAUAUCGCAUCUCCGCUCGCCCCCGCUGCUGCUCUGACGAAUGAUUCGCCUUCGCUCGCGCGUCCCGGCUGCUUCCAUGCUGCCGCUCUACCCCUCGCGAAGGUGACCACGCGUCACGCCUUCCUCUACGUGGCCGAUGCGGGUCUGGCGAGCGUAAUUCAUCACUUCGCCUUCCCCCUCCCUGCCGAUGCAGAUCUGGCGAGCACGACCUGUCGCCUCGCCUUCCUCUGCACAUGUGAUGCAGAUCUGAUGCAUGCGGCCCCUCUUUUCGCCUUCCUUCGUCCUGCCGACGCGUAUCUAGAGGAUGAUCUUCUUCCGCACGCUCAUACGUCAUGGUGCUCCCGCGGUCUCCUCCACCGCGACGGCGCUCCCCUUCUCCCGGCAAUCUUGGCGCUCCCGUAUCUCGGCGACGUCGUCCGCCGCCUCCCUCUUCUCGUCGUCCAUCAAGCCGCCACGGAUCGCCGCCCGUCAUGGCAGAUCCCGAUCCGUCUCCGCCUUCGCAAACUGAUCCGCCUCCGCAUCGUUCACGCGUGA
Closterium sp. NIES-65 is the source of this 1383-nucleotide messenger RNA. Lineage: Eukaryota; Viridiplantae; Streptophyta; Zygnematophyceae; Desmidiales; Closteriaceae. The record is from the annotation of a GenBank genome assembly.